Piliocolobus tephrosceles (Ugandan red Colobus) is the source of this 5064-nucleotide messenger RNA. RefSeq names its product zinc finger protein 85. The record is from RefSeq and is a predicted model, not a curated record. Bases 653 to 2170 code for a protein of 505 amino acids. Gene Ontology annotation, cellular component: nucleus. Gene Ontology annotation, biological process: regulation of transcription by RNA polymerase II. Gene Ontology annotation, molecular function: DNA-binding transcription activator activity, RNA polymerase II-specific; RNA polymerase II cis-regulatory region sequence-specific DNA binding. The transcript is spliced from 6 exons. NCBI's taxonomy places the organism in Eukaryota, Metazoa, Chordata, Mammalia, Primates, Cercopithecidae.
CAGGGAGGAAGCCCUGCCUGAAAAGGCUGCAGCUUAGGUUUCACUUUAUCUUCUUCUUGCCCAGCAUCUGAGCAUAUCUUCUGUCACUCCUGAGGGAGCGGAGCAGCAAACGUUAUCCAAUCAGGAUCGCUGGGCUGGGAACCGUCCAAUCAGGCACGCAACUGGAGUGGACAGGACGGCUUCCGGGAUUUGGCGGGGCCUUUGUCUCUGGCUGCAGCCGGAGGUCCUGGUCUUCUCUUCACCGCUCACUGUCCUCUGCUCCUAGAGGCCCAGCCUCAGUGUCCCUGUGACCUGCAGAUAUUGGGAGAUCCACAGCUAAGACGCCGGGACUCCCUGGAAACCUAGAGAUGAUGCUUGCCUCCACUGUUAGAUGAACCCCAGCCACACCAAUGGCCUGUAGGGAUUUCAAGGCGUCCAGACCACAGUGCCCAGCAGCCCCUCCAGGGCCAUGCUUCAGGUGCCAUAAAAAUGGCCACUGGAACAAGGAAUGCCUGCAGCCUGGGAUACCUCCUAAGCCAUACCCUGUUUGUGCUGGCCCUCACUGGAAGUCAGACUGUCCAACUCAAGCUGCCAUCCCUAGAGCUCCUGGAGCUCAACCUCACAGCCCCCUGGCUGACUCCUUUCCUGAUGUCGUCGGCUUGGUGGCUGAGGAAUGACGCUGCCUGAACACCUCAGAGGCCCCCUGGACCAUCAUGGACCUCAGGAACCAUUGACAUUUAAAGAUGUGGCCAUAGAAUUCUCUCUGGAGGAGUGGCAAUGCCUGGAUACUGCACAGCGGGAUUUAUAUAGGAAUGUGUUGUUAGAGAACUACAGAAACCUGGUCUUUUUGGGUAUUGCUGUCUCUAAGCCAUAUCUGAUCACCUGUCUGGAGCAAAAAAAAGAGCCCUGGAAUAUAAAAAGACAUGAGAUGGUAGCCAGACCCCCAGUAAUGUCUUUUCAUUUUGCCCAAGACCUUUGGCCAGAGCAGAACAUAAAAGAUUCUUUCCAAAAAGUGACACUGAGAAGAUAUGGAAGAUGUGAAUAUGAGAAUUUACAGUUAAGAAAAGGCUUUAAACAUGUGGAUGAGUGUAUGGGGCACAAAGGAGGUCAUAAUACAGUUAAACAAUGUUUGACAGCUACACCAAGCAAAAUAUUCCAAUGUAAUAAAUAUGUGAAAGUGUUUGAUAAAUUUUCAAAUUCAAAUAGAUAUAAGAGAAGACAUACACGAAACAAACACUUCAAAUGUAAAGCAUGUGGCAAAUUAUUUUGCAUUCUUUCACAACUAACUCAGCAUAGAAGAAUUCAUACUAGAGUGAAUUCCUACAAAUGUGAAGAAUGUGGAAAAGCCUUUAACUGGUUCUCAGCUCUUAGUAAACAUAAGAGAAUUCAUGCUGGAGAAAAACCCUACAAAUGUGAAGAAUGUGGCAAAGUCUUUAACCAGUCCUCACAACUUACUAGGCAUAAGAUAAUUCAUACUGAAGAGAAACCCAACAAAUAUGAAGAAUGUGGCAAGGCCUUUAAACAGGCCUCACGCCUUAGUAUACAUAAAAUAAUUAAUACUGGAGAAAAACCUUACAAAUAUGAAGAAUGUGACAAAGUCUUUAGCCAGUCCUCACACUUUACCACACAAAAGAUACUUCACACUGGCGAGAACCUCUAUAAAUGUGAAGAAUGUGGAAAAGCUUUUAACCUAUUCUCAAAUCUUACUAACCAUAAGAGAAUACAUGCUGGGGAGAAACCCCACAAAUGUGAAGAAUGUGGAAAAGCUUAUAACCGAUUCUCAAACCUAACUAUACAUAAGAGAAUUCAUACGGGAGAGAAACCUUACCAGUGUGCAGAGUGUGGCAAAGCCUUUAACUGCUCCUCAACCCUUAGUAGACAUAAGAUAAUUCAUACUGGAGAGAAACCCUACAAAUGUGAAGAAUGUGGCAGAGCUUUUAGCCAGUCUUCAAACCUUACUGAACAUAAGAAAAUUCAUACUGGAGAGAAACCCUACAAAUGUGAAGAAUGUGGCAAAGCUUUUUACCAAUCCUCAAACCUUACUACACAUAAGAAAAUUCAUACUUCAGAGAAACCCUACAAAUGUGGAGAUUAUGGCAAAGCUUUCAACCUAUCCUCAAAUCUUACUACACAUAAGAAAAUUCAUACUGGAGAGAAGCCCUACAAAUGUGAAGAAAGUGGCAAAACUUAAUUGAUCCUAAAAACUUACUACACAUAAGAAAAUUCAUACUGGAGAGAAUCUCCAGAAAUAUGAAGAAUAUGUUAAAGCCUUUAACAAGUCUUCAAUCUUUUCUACACACAGAAGAUAUUUUAUACUGGUGAGAAACCCUACAAAUGUAAAGAAUGUGGAAAAGCUUUUAACUAAUCUUCAAACCUUACUGAACGUGAGAAAAUUCGUACUGGGGAGAAUGCUACAAAUGUGUAAAAUGUGGCAAAGCAUUUAACUGGUCCUCAACUUUUACUAAACAUAAGGUAAUUCAUACUGGAGAGAAGCCAUACAAAUGAGAAGAAUGUGACAAUGCCUUUAAUCAGUCCUCACACCUUUCUACACUUAAGACAGUUUAUACUGGACAGGCAUUCUAUAAUUGGGAAGAAUGUGGUGAAGCUUUUAACCAAUCCUCAUACCUUACCAUACAGAAAUUCAUACUGGAGAGAAAGUCUACAAUUGUGAAGAAUGUUGCAAAGCUUUUAACCUUCCGUAACCCUUACUGCAGAUAAGAAAAUUCAUACUGGAAAGAAACCCUACAAAUGUGAAGUCUGUGGCAAAGCUUUUAACUGAUUCUCAACUCUUAACUACAUGUAAGAGUAUUUAUACUGGAGAAAAAUCCUACAAAUGUAAAAAAUGUGGCAAUACCUUAACUGAUCCUCACACCUUGCUACACAUAAGACAAUUUAUACUUUGAGAGAAACCCUGCAAAUGUGAAUAAUGUGGCAACACUUUAAACCAAUCCUCAAACCUCACUAAACAUAAUACUGAAAACUUUACAAACCUGAAUGAUGUGACAAUAAUUUUGACAACACCUCAAAUUUCCUAACAUAAAUUAUACUGGUGAAAAAUCCUAGAAAUGUGAAAAAUGUCACACAGCCUUUAAAUGGUUGUCACACUUGAUUGUAGAUAAGAUCAUACUGAAGAAAACUCCCAGAAGUGUGAAGAAUGUGGUAACACUUUUAAUAAAUGCUCACCCCUUAUUGCACAGGAAAGCAUUUAUGCCUCUGAAAGAUUGUACAAAUACAAGGAAUGUGGAAAAGCCAUUAUUAUCUGCUCACAUUUUACUCAACAUUAGAGAGUUAGUACUUAAUAAAAACAUUAUAAAUGCAAUUUUUGUCAAGAGAUCUUUCAGAAAAUAUAAGCCUUUAAAGUGAAGAAGAGGAGCCAGGUGUGCUGGCUCACAUCUGUAAUGCCAGCACUUUGGGAGGCUGUGGUGGGUGGAUCACAGGAGGGCAGGAGUUUGAGACCAGCCUGGCCAGCAUAGCAAAACCCCAUCUCCAUUAAAAAUUUCACAAAAAUUAGCUGCGUAUGGUGGCAAGCCCCUGUAAUCCCAGCUACUUGGGAGGCUGAAGCAGAAUUGCUCAAACCUGGGAGGCAAAGGUUGCAGUGAGCUGAAGUCACACCACUACGCUCCAGCCAAGGCAACAAGAGCAAAAACUUUGUCUCAAAAACAAAACCAAAAAGAAAAAAAGAAAAGAGUAUUCAUUUUGAGGACAAACGUUACAAAUACGAGAGGGUUUUAGUACCUUUACUUGUAUCACAGAUAUUGUUGUACCCAUUUUGUACUAGAGGAAAAUCCUGAAGCAGUUGCUCAAACUUUAUUCACCAGAAAAUUUAUAUUGGAGAAAAACACUGUAAAUGUAAUGCAUUUGGAAAAACGUUUUUAAAAAUACUACAGCUUAGAAAAUACCAGAGGCCUCAUACUAAAAUAUAUUUUUGCAAGUGCAGUAAAUAUAAAAAUAAUUUAAUCCAAAAUUAAGUCUAUGUAAAUAUCAGAGAAUUCAUAGUAGAAAUAUCUAAGAUAUUGACACUUCAGACAUUGCACUAAAUCAGAAUGCUGAGUAUAGAAAAUAAUUUAAAGCUAAAGUUGGUAGAUAAAUUGUAUAUAACUUUAAAAGAAGUAGAUUUUUUUGUAGAUUAUUACAUUCAAAUUAUAUUUUUUCUUGAAAAAUUAGUUUUUGAAAAGCAAAUGAUGUAAUUCAACUCUCAAAUUACUUCAUGCUCUUCAUUCCUAUUCACACAUGAAAGCAUGUGAUUAAUUUUUCAUGCAUCAAAGAUAUGAAAAAUCAUUUCUGUUAGGUGGGUAUUAUUUAUGAUACUUUCUAUGAAAGAAUAAGGACAUUAAAAUGUAAGAUGCAUGAUGAAAACCUGAGUGAAGAGGCUUUUUGUGUUUAACUUAUAAUAUUGAGUGAUCCAUGAAGUAGGUGUUCAGAGCAAUAUUCUUCUGCAUUCUGGUAAAAAAAUUUUAAUCUUAAUUAGUAGUACAUCAUUUUGCUAACCACUUUUAUGUGAUAAAAUUGUGUGUUAAAAAUUUUUGGAUUACGUGUGAACUUAAUUUUUGAAUUAACCUUUUUUUUUUUUUAACAUGUUAAAACUAUUGUGCAUUCAAUGAAGUGUUUUCAUGCCACUGACUUUACCUGUCCCGCAUUACUCAAGGGUUUAGGUAAAAGAGGGUAACAAUAUACUACUUGAUAACAUAAUGGACUAACAUCUCUGGUAAUUAUUUUUGCUAAUGGCUUUAAACUACUAAUAAAGAAUAUUGUUCCCAUAGUUUAGAUUUUUAUUGUUUUUAAAACUUAAACUUAUUUCUCUUAAUUUUUGUGGAUACAUAGUGUGUGUAUAUCUUUAUGCCAUGUAUGGUCUAUUUUGAUACAGGCAUAUAAUUUUAUGUAUUAAUCACUUCAGGGCAAAAGACGUAUCCAUUAACUCCAGCAUUUCUCCUUUGUGUUACAAACCAAUUACACACUUUCAGAUACUUUAGAAUGUACAAUUGUUACUGACUACAGAGUCAUUUUAUGGUUGUAAUAAAAAUUACAUACAAGUAUAAAUAAAUCAUGAGGAAAUUCUGAGUUCUUAAUAAACAUUUAAAAAUGUUA